Molecule: messenger RNA, 485 nt
Organism: Cucurbita pepo subsp. pepo (vegetable marrow)
Lineage: Eukaryota; Viridiplantae; Streptophyta; Magnoliopsida; Cucurbitales; Cucurbitaceae
Source: RefSeq, a predicted model, not a curated record
CCAGACUGAUCAGUGAAAAUGGGGGUAAGAUUGUAGCAAUAAGUGAUGUAACAGGAGCAAUAAAGAAUAGCAAUGGGAUAGAUAUUCCAAGCUUACUAAAGCAUGCAAAGGAACACAAAGGUGUGAAGGGUUUUGAAGGGGGGAAUCCAAUUGAUCCCAAAUCUAUUUUGGUUGAAGACUGUGACAUACUAAUACCAGCAGCCCUUGGAGGGGUCAUCAAUAAGGAAAAUGCUAAUGAAAUCAAAGCCAAAUUCAUAAUCGAAGCAGCCAAUCACCCAACAGACCCAGAGGGCGACGAGAACAUCCAAGGUUUCAUGUGGGAGGAAGAGAAAGUAAACAAGGAGCUGAAGACUUACAUGACGAAUGGCUUCAAAGAUGUGAAGGAGAUGUGCAAAUCCCAUAACUGUGACCUCCGCAUGGGCGCUUUUACACUUGGAGUCAACCGUGUCGCCAGAGCCACUGUGCUGAGGGGUUGGGAAGCCUGA